AUGGCAGUCGUGCGGGCAGAGUGCUUGGCCCGGAUCACUAGGAGUAAGAGCGGGGUAGCCGGAGGAGAGCAGGGUGAAGGUGCUGGGGAAAAUCAAAUACCGUUAGAGGGAGAAAAUAGUAGUGCUCGAGCGGAAGGGAGAAAGGAGAAGGGGAAUAAGGAGGACAGUCAGUUGCUGGUUAAAGUAGAAGAAUCGACCACCCUGGUGCCGUUUGUACGGGAGAUCAUGGAGGUACACAUCUCAGAGCAGUUCGUACCCCUUCAAUUCAAGAUGUACGAUGGGACGUCCGAUCCGACCGCCCACGUCAAGUCAUUCAUCAAUGCCAUGACCUUCCGUACCGGUUGUGACGCCAUUUGGUGUCGGGCAUUCUCCUUAUCUCUAGAAGGAGAGGCCUUAGAAUGGUUCCACUCAUUACCGGUUAACUCCAUUGAAAACUUCAAGAGUUUGGGAGAAAUGUUCAAGAAACAAUUUGCUGCGUGCAAUUCGGAGGACGUGACGGUGGUGGAUUUGAUGAAUCUUAGGCAAGGAAAGGAGGAACCGUUGAAAGCCUUUAUGGAUAGGUACCAGAAAAUGGUACGGAGAGUUAAGGCGCUCGGCCUGGAACUCGCCCUUCAAUACGUUAUGCCUGCACUCAGGCCGGGACCGUUCAAGGACAGUAUCUGCCGGAACCCACCUCGAACGAUGGAGGAACUCAGGCAGGGGGCGGCCGAUGAAACAAGGGUGGAAAACAUGAAACAGCAAUACCAGAAAGAAGUACAGGAGGCUAGGGCGGAUAAAACUGACGGAAAGAGGACAGACGGUCAAACAAAUCGGCAGAGCGGGCAGAAAGGCAGAGAAGGACCGAGGGGCCCACGUUUCCAACAGUACACCUCUCUCAAUACCCCCAGGGCCCGGAUACUGCAAGAAGCAUUGAGCGCGCAGAUCAUGCAAACUCCGUUAAGGUGUCCCACCCCUCCGGGUGCGGACCUAACCAAACAUUGCUUAUACCACCAGAACUCGGGCCACGACACGGAGGAGUGUGUGACACUCAGGGAUAAGAUUGAAGAGUUAGUCCGAGCGGGGCGUUUGCAGCGGUACGUAAAGAUGAAUGUGGCCGACCAGUAUACCGACAGGCCAUCAAGUCCCAGGCAGAGGAGUCCAAGGCGAAACAACAGACCAAGAAGCCCCAGAAGGCAAGAGCGAAAUACAAACGUGCGGAACCAUAGGCCUUCACAGGAUGUUGACCGGCAUGAAAGGAGGAGCCGAAGUCGCAGCAGGGACGGGGACAGGCGACGUCCGUUGCGAGGAAUAAUAAAUACGAUAUCCGGAGGAUUCGCGAGAGGAGCAUUUCUCCUCUUUCCAUCAAACAAAAUACGUUCCUCUCUCUUCAAGCCAAAAGUAACGUCUGAUGCUCCCAAUGCCUAA
This is a messenger RNA of Vigna radiata var. radiata (mung bean), 1404 nucleotides long. RefSeq lists its product as uncharacterized. The record is from RefSeq and is a predicted model, not a curated record. Lineage: Eukaryota; Viridiplantae; Streptophyta; Magnoliopsida; Fabales; Fabaceae. The coding region runs from base 1 to 1404 and encodes 467 amino acids. The transcript is spliced from 2 exons.